Molecule: messenger RNA, 3109 nt
Organism: Malania oleifera
Lineage: Eukaryota; Viridiplantae; Streptophyta; Magnoliopsida; Santalales; Ximeniaceae
Exons: 7
Coding region: 385-2817 (810 amino acids)
Biological process (GO): mRNA splicing, via spliceosome
Cellular component (GO): catalytic step 2 spliceosome
Molecular function (GO): protein binding; RNA binding
Source: RefSeq, a predicted model, not a curated record
AAUAAAUAAAUUUGCACUACUUUUUUUAAUUUUUUAAGAAGUUUUUUUUGAAGAACCGUUAUAUUUUUCUGAUCUCAACACGCCCUCAAUUUUUUCAAAUUUUAUUGGGUUAAAAUUAGACUAUCUUUCUAUUGCAGCGGUUGUGUUAUUUUCCUCGAUCACAUAAAUACAAUUGCUCGAAUUCGGAUCGAAAUCAAGAUCCGUUCUUUAAUACCCCAAGAAACCCUAGAAAAUGACUGUUGCAAUCACGACGACGCAGCGUUCCAUUGAUUGAAGUUGCUAAAACCUUAGGAAAGAAUACAGGUGCGUGUGCAUAUUCCCAUUAGCUAUUGGUUAGCGCUUUUCUCCACUUUUGUGGUUAGGGUUGUAUGUGUAAGGGUUAUUAUGGCUAGUGGGGAAUCGAGCGACGAAGAUUUGAAUGAUGGAAAAGGCAAAUAUCAUCGUCAUAGCCGGAAAAAGGAUUCUAGGUCCUCGGGUAAUCGUCGUAGUUCUGAGAGAGAAAGCGAUUUCUCGGAUUCUGAAAAAAGGGAGAGGAGUAAACGACAUGAGAGACAAGAUGAGCACAGAAUCGGGAGUAAAGAUGGCAAAAGGAGGCAUGGUGAGCAACGUGAGCACAGGAAAUCUCAUCGAAGUUCUGAUGAAGAGGACUUGCAGGCGGAGAGAGAAGGGCGCAGGCGCGAUAGAGAAAGAACUCAUAGACAGGAAAAUGGAAAAAAGCAUAGACGGCGAGAAACUGAAGAGGAUUAUAGAGUUAAGGAGCGAAGAUCGCGUCGGGAUUUGGAGAGUGAGGAUGAUGCUGUCAAGGAAAGGGAUAACAAAUUAGAGAUACCUAGUAGGGGUACUGAUAGGGGUACUGGUGAUAGGCAGAGGAGGCAUAAGGAUGGAGGUAAUGAUAGCAAUGCAAGACGUAGGGAAGAUAAGGAGAACAGAGGUAGAGAAGAUAGUCGGAAUAAUGGGGAGAAAGACAAGGUGGGAGACGGGAGGUCACGUGAAGACUUGAAGUCUCAAAAUCCAUCGACUUUGCAAGAAGGCAAUGUAAGUAUGAAUACCCAAAAUUUGGGUAGGAGCGGGGGAGUAUACAUUCCCCCAUUUAAGUUGGCCCGGAUGAUGAAAGAGGUUCAAGAUAAAAGUAGCAUCGAGUACCAGCGGCUGACAUGGGAUGCUCUUCGGAAGAGUAUAAAUGGUCUUGUUAACAAAGUUAAUGCUUCUAAUUUAAAGAACAUAAUUCCAGAACUCUUUGCAGAGAAUUUGGUCCGUGGAAGGGGCCUUUUCUGCCGGUCGUGCAUGAAGUCUCAGAUGGCAUCUCCUGGUUUUACAGAUGUAUUUGCUGCAUUGGUUGCUGUUGUCAAUACAAAAUUUCCAGAAGUGGGUGAUCUCCUUCUGAAAAGGAUUAUUUUGCAGCUUAAGAGAGCAUAUAAACGGAAUGAUAAGCCCCAAUUAUUAGCAGCUGUUAAAUUCAUAGCACAUCUUGUGAAUCAACAAGUUGCUCAUGAGCUCAUUGCUCUGCAACUACUUGAAGUUUUGUUGGAAAACCCCACUGAUGAUAGUGUUGAAGUGGCUGUUGGGUUUAUCACAGAAUGUGGAUCGAUACUUCAAGAUCUUUCGCCCAAGGGCUUGCAUGCUGUGUUUGAGCGUUUUCGUGGAAUUCUUCAUGAAGGAGAAAUAGAUAAACGGGUUCAAUUUUUGAUUGAAGGCUUAUUUGCAAUAAGAAAAGCCAAAUUUCAGGGGUAUCCUGCUGUUCGUGCUGAACUGGACCUUGUAGAGCAGGAAGAUCAAUUAACUCAUGAGGUUUCUCUUGACGAGGAGAUAGAUUCAGAGAUCACUCUAGAUAUUUUUGAGCCGGAUCCUCAGUUCGUGGAGAAUGAGAAGCGCUACGAAGAAUUAAAAAAGACCAUACUCGGUGAGGAGUCUGAGGAUGAAGCAGGUUCUGAUGCAGUCUCAGAUGAUGAGGAUGAUGAGGAUGAGGAUGAGGAUGACUCUGAAGAAGAGGAUGAACAGCAGAUGAAGAUAAAGGAUGAGACAGAGACCAAUCUUAUAAAUCUACGGAGGACUAUUUAUCUGACAAUUAUGUCUAGUGUUGAUUUUGAGGAGGCUGGUCAUAAGCUAUUGAAAAUUAAACUGGAACCAGGUCAAGAGAUGGAACUUUGCAUUAUGCUGCUGGAGUGUUGCAGCCAAGAGAGAACUUACCUCCGGUAUUAUGGUCUACUGGGGCAGCGCUUUUGCAUGAUCAACAAGGUUCACCAGGAAAAUUUUGAGAAAUGUUUUGUCCAGCAAUAUUCUAUGAUCCAUCGGCUUGAAACAAAUAAGUUACGGAAUGUGGCCAAGUUUUUUGCCCAUUUACUUGGCACAGAUGCACUGCCUUGGCAUGUUUUGGCUUAUAUACGCUUAACAGAGGAGGACACCACUUCUUCUUCCCGCAUCUUCAUUAAGAUUCUAUUUCAGGAAUUGUCAGAGCACCUUGGCAUUCGAUUGCUGAAUGAGCGACUUACAGAUCCAACAAUGCAGGAAUCUUAUGAAUCGAUUUUCCCGAGGGACAAUCCCAAGAACACCCGUUUUUCCAUCAACUUCUUUACGUCAAUUGGUCUCGGUGGCAUCACAGAGAACCUGCGAGAGUACCUGAAGAACAUGCCACGUCUUAUUAUGCAACAACAGAAACCGGUGGCAGAAUCUGAUGAUGAUGGAUCUGAAAGCUCUGGUUCAUCUGGCUCAGAUGUGUCUAGUUCUGGGUCAGAAUCGAAUUCUGGGUCCGAAUCAGAGUCUUCAAGCUCUGAUGAGAGUGAAAGGGAAGAUAGAAAAAGGAAGCGGCGGAGACGUUGAUGGAAACCUUUCUCUGUUUCCCUAAAAUGUAAUUUCAUCAAUGUAGUGACCAGUUCUGUAAAAUAUUGUUUUCAUUAUAAUAGGUUUGUCAUGUAUCCUUUCAUUCUUGUUUUGGUAAGGUUUGAAAUAUUGCAAUUGUACCGGGGAAAGCUUUGCCACACUUUUAUUCAAGUUCUUGUGUUUAAUUUGUAUUUAAUCUUAGAAAGUGAUGUGGCAAUCUCGCUUGAGAAUAUGAGAUGUUGGAGAGAUAUUUGGUGCCCAAACCCUUAAUGAAAGAUAAUUUUUUCCGCUA